Merops nubicus (carmine bee-eater) is the source of this 240-nucleotide messenger RNA. It is a transcript of the gene MIF, whose product is annotated as macrophage migration inhibitory factor (glycosylation-inhibiting factor). Gene Ontology annotation, molecular function: phenylpyruvate tautomerase activity; cytokine activity. The transcript is spliced from 2 exons. The annotation marks the transcript as partial. The record is from RefSeq and is a predicted model, not a curated record. NCBI's taxonomy places the organism in Eukaryota, Metazoa, Chordata, Aves, Coraciiformes, Meropidae.
UACAUUGCCGUGCACAUCAUACCUGAUCAGAUGAUGUCCUUCGGGGGUUCCACCGAUCCCUGUGCACUCUGCAGCCUUUACAGCAUCGGCAAAAUUGGAGGGCAGCAGAACAAGAGUUACACCAAGCUCCUGUGUGAUCUCAUCUCCAAGCACUUGCAUGUAUCUGCAGACAGGGUGUACAUCAACUACUUUGACAUGAAUGCUGCCAACGUGGGCUGGAACGGCUCCACCUUUGCGUAG